Messenger RNA from Pistacia vera, 630 nucleotides. Its product is annotated as S-norcoclaurine synthase 2-like. Bases 116 to 487 code for a protein of 123 amino acids. Lineage: Eukaryota; Viridiplantae; Streptophyta; Magnoliopsida; Sapindales; Anacardiaceae. Gene Ontology annotation, cellular component: nucleus; cytoplasm. The record is from RefSeq and is a predicted model, not a curated record. The transcript is spliced from 2 exons. Gene Ontology annotation, molecular function: abscisic acid binding; signaling receptor activity; protein phosphatase inhibitor activity. Gene Ontology annotation, biological process: abscisic acid-activated signaling pathway; defense response.
AUCAAAAUGCACGGCCUUGUUGCGGCGAACACGGUGGUGGCUGCAUCGGCUUGUUCCGUGUGGGAUGUCUACGGCACUCUUCAAGUCCUCACAAUUAUAAAUACAUUUCUACCAAAUGUGCUUGGAACUGUUAAAAGUCCUUGAAGGUGAUGGACAUGUUGGCACACUUCUAAACGUUACAUUUCCCUCAGGAACUCCUGGAAUUGGUUAUAUGAAGGAAAUGAUUACAAAUCUUGAUAAUAAGAAGCGUGUGAAGGAAACAGAAACCAUUGAAGGAGGAUUUAUAGCAUUGGGCUUGAAGCGUUAUAUAACUCAAUACAAAAUUAUUGAGAAAAAUUAUACAUCAAGUAUUAUAAGAUCAACAAUAAAGUAUGAGCUUGAUGAUAAGUUAGCAAAUCUUACUUCUCUAAUAAACACCAAGCUAGUUGAGAUACUUGCAGAAACCGUUGGGAAGUAUCUAACUGAGAAGAUACCUCCUCCUUAUUAGAAUCUGCAAAAAGAGUUUGUUGUUGUCUUGUUGAUGUGGUAAUAUUAUCGGAUUGAUAAUGAUAUUAAAAUAAAAAAUAGAAGAUGAUAUAUCAUGUGUUCUUAAUUAAUCUAUAAUUCGUUAGAACUAAAGAAUAAAGAAUU